This is a messenger RNA of Rhipicephalus sanguineus (brown dog tick), 1247 nucleotides long. RefSeq names its product sulfotransferase 1B1. The transcript has 4 exons. Gene Ontology annotation, cellular component: cytoplasm. Gene Ontology annotation, biological process: sulfation. NCBI's taxonomy places the organism in Eukaryota, Metazoa, Arthropoda, Arachnida, Ixodida, Ixodidae. Gene Ontology annotation, molecular function: sulfotransferase activity. Bases 244 to 1206 code for a protein of 320 amino acids. The record is from RefSeq and is a predicted model, not a curated record.
UGUCCUUGUCACCUGCGAUAAACUAACAAAGCGGACACGCCAGCCGCGUUGCGGUCCCUCACUGAGCUGCGCGAGGCAAACAAGGGUCAGUCGCGCAGCGCUUGUCCGUGGAUUAUAGAAAUAUUUCUGUGUCCGCGUGCGUAGGAUGCGACGCAUGUGCCGAUGGGAUAUUCCCCCUGCAGGAUCGCUUGAAGAACGCACAUUUCCGUUCGCCGAAAGCCAGCUGGAAUCGAGGCCGUUGCCAUGGUUGCCGGGAACGCCGACCGCUGUCGCGACCCCGCUGCCGGGCCGGUCAACUACGAGGCCGACCCAGUGUACGUGGACGGAGUGGCCUUCCUGCCACUAAGCGACGUCCGACUCGCGCGCGAGGCCCUGAGCUACGAGCCGCGUCCGGGUGACGUCAUACUGGCCACUUUCCCCAAGAGCGGCACCACGUGGUGUCAGUACAUCAUCUGGGGCAUCCACAACCUGGGAGCCGUCGAGCAAGGGCUCAUGCCGCCGGUGCAGGACGUGCUGACGAAGCACUUUCCCUACAUCGACCUGUUGGGCACAUCAUCGACAGUGGCCGAGCGGCCUCCUCCGCGCUUCAUCAAGAGCCACCUGCCGGCCGAACUGUUGCACCGGCCGAGCGGCGUCAAGUACGUGGUGUGCCUGCGCAACCCGUUCGACGUGGCCGUCUCGUACUUCCACAUGCGCUUCGGCCGACGCCACCUGACGCACCUGCCACCCGACUACGGCUUCGACCACUUUCUCGACGAACUGCUCAGCGGAGGGAUCGUGGGGGGCAACCCGUUCCAGCACGCCCGUGCCUGGUACGAACGAAGCAAGGACCACGAUAAUGUCCUUGUCGUCUACUACGAGAUCCUGAAGAAAGAACCCAGAAAGGCCGUUCUGCAACUCGCCAAGUUCCUGAACCCCGACGCCGCCGCGAGGCUUGAGACCGAACGGGGACUUCUGGAGCGACUCCUGGAGCAGACGUCGAUCCAGAGGCUGCGGGAACUGGCGGGCGCUGCGGAGAACUUCGCCGAGGGCGACUUCUCGCGUCAGCACCCGACGGCGGCACUGUUCCGCAAGGGCAUCGUCGGCGACUGGCGCUCUCUCUUCGACCGGGACCAGGAACGCCGGUUCAGGGAGGCCUACGACCGGGCGCUAGCGGGCACCGAGAUGCACCACUUGUGGGCCGAGCACGUCGCGACGACGACGUGAUCUCGCGCUUGAGACUUGAUAGGAGACCACUAAGGAUAAAG